GGCUUAUAAGCAUACCCUCAUCACAGACAUCAUUCAUUCAUUCAGACGUAUAAGAAUACCCUCACCACAGGUAUCAUUCAUUCAUUCAGACUUAUAAGCAUACCCUCAUCACAGGUAUCAUUCAUUCACUCAGGUUUUUGAAGUAUUUGAAGAAAAAUGGCUGUUGAGAGAUUUGAGAAGAAGCCCAAUUCAUGGGGUGAUGAUGAGAAGAAAGCAGUAGAGCUUAUGCUUGGACAUAUCAAUAACCAGAAAAAACAACCCACUUUUGAUCUGGUUGGAAGGAGCACAAAAAGUUCACCAUCUUCUCCAUCUUCAUCAAUAGAAUUUGAUCUCCUGGAAUUGGGUCAAGAGCAGUUUCUUCCUUCUGGGUGGGAGAAGUGCUUAGACUUGAAGACUGGAGAAGUGUAUUACAUGAAUUCAGAUGGACUAAGCUCUAAAGACUCUUCAAUUCAGAACAUAUCAAAAUUCACCUCUAUUGAUGAAGAAGAAAAGGUAGACCUGAAAUUGGAGUUAUCUACCUCAAAUUUUCUCAAACCAAGCAGGAAAAACACUGAUGAUAAUAUUCCUGAAGAAGUUGACUGCACCAUGAGGCUUGUUGGGUGUCCCACAUGUUUGAUGUAUUUCAUGGUACCUAGCCUAGAUCUCAAAUGUCCAAGGUGCAAAGGUUCAUUCCUGCUAGAUUUUCAUGAGGGAGAUUAGUCUUCUCAAUAAAUCAUUACAGAGAAAUAGAAUUUGUAUUUAUUUUCAGAGGAACAUGGUCAAAUUCAAUCUAUUAUAUCAAUUUCUUGAGUUCUUUUA
Molecule: messenger RNA, 798 nt
Organism: Cryptomeria japonica (Japanese cedar)
Lineage: Eukaryota; Viridiplantae; Streptophyta; Pinopsida; Cupressales; Cupressaceae
Product: protein CURLY FLAG LEAF 1
Exons: 2
Coding region: 157-699 (180 amino acids)
Source: RefSeq, a predicted model, not a curated record